GAACAACGGGACAAUGCGAUCACGUGACAUCACAUAGUCACCUACCAUGCCAUUAUCUACUGGUAGGUCAGAAGACUGCAUGCCAUCUUUGCCUGUAGUACCAUAUAAUUCAUUCUAUCUAAACAGCUAUUCCUCAAAUCUUACCAAAGAUCGGACAGUGCCAAACAAGGUUGGGACGGACAUAUGGCAGGUGUUCUGUCGGCUAGCGGACCCCAAACAGCCAGUGUCCAUCAUCCGACAACACUAUCUGGACAAAACCGGCCCCUCCUUCACGUGCUCUAUCGCAGAUCCUCCAUUAUCAAAUCUAGUCCAGAAACCCGGGGUACGAUGCAUGUGCUACGAAAACGUCAUCCACUUCGUCAGACAGGUGUGCUGCAGGAGUUCCAUUAACUUGUCUACUCCUCUGGAAAAGAAACCAUUGCCGUCCAGUUGGAUGAAAUCCAGUACGAAGCAUUUCCGAGAGAACGAACGCCUCCAGUUCCCAUUGGCCACGGUCGUCGUUAGGUGGCAGCAGAAGCGGUAUCCAAUCGACUUCAACUACAAGCUUCUCCACACCAUAUUUUCUAAAUUCGGAACGGUCAGGGAGAUCCGGAAACUUAGCCCAAACAGUGUUCUGGUAAUUUUUGAGGAACUGUCUGCAGCCUGCGACGUAAUCUAUUCCAAUUACAUUGGGAUGUCUGGGAGUAAGCUACAUUGUAGGUGGUGGCAUAAAGGUAUGGAAACGAAAACGGCGGUUAAAUUCCGGAAAGGGGUCAAAGUUCAACCCGUUCCAUUUCUGUAAAAUGACACGAUACAAUAUUUGAAAUUAUCAACCAUACACGUAACCAGUUAAUAAACACAUCUGUAUAUACUUGUUAAUCUUAGAUUAUGUCCUUGUGUGUUGACGCUAUGCGUGUUUGAAAUAGAAUUAAAACAGAACACCGAAUACACUUAAAUAGUUUUAUCAUAGUAUGUAGUGAUCAUACAUCGGUUUAAUUAGAUGUACAAUAUGAUAUAUAACUGCUAUGCACAUUAAGCUGCUCCAGCGUAUAUAAACGAAUAUAAACAACACAACUUAACGAGGUUCCUCCGCCCAGCACUACACAUACAAAUGUAACAAGAAAUGUAAUAUGUAGGAUUAAACAUCCAUUUUUGCGGAUUUUGUUUUCAACAAACUACACGCAUACCUGUUACAUGUUCACGGUAAAUCGGGAUGGUUUCAUAGAACUGUACGGUUAAUGACACAAACAAGACGUCUCAAAUGUCAGCACCCUGGGAGUUAACUGUUAUGCCUGUAUGACGUGAACCAUUCGUCGUGCACUUAAUUCCGCAGUUUUUGUGGGUAAUAAUCAGUUGUAAGUGAGCUUUAAUAUAAUGUCAAAUUUCUCACCCAACUAUAGGCCUACAUUUUUAUCGAAAAAAUGUAUGGUAGAUAAAAACGACGAAGGGAAGUGCUGGCGAUUGUUUCAUGUAAUACAUUUACAUACCUUUCUCAACACCGAUCAUUUCUAACUGUGAUAACAGCUUUCCAUCCAGCAAGGUAUUGGAAUAUUACUAGACUGUGUUUCAUUGUACAUAACAAAAAGCUCACAAUUUCACUCACAAUUUCACAGAAAAUGCAAAAGGAAAAUCGAAUGUAAUUACUGCAACGUUGAUGAUGUGCUUGGCUUCAACAAAUGAUUAUCAACACUAUUACACAGAAUGUCAUUAUGAAUAAAUAAAAUAUAUCUAACAUCACACGAACAACAAGAAUAAAUUGCAGUCAUAUACAGUACAGUAUUGAUAAAGAGAUGAUUGACAUUUUGCUAUGUCCACAUACACUCUUGUCUAUCUGACCCCGUGACCUCCGUUAAUCUCGGACCAUUGUCGAUCCUGUAUUUCACAAAAUUAUUUCAACUCAUGAUG
Pecten maximus is the source of this 1884-nucleotide messenger RNA. RefSeq lists its product as uncharacterized. NCBI's taxonomy places the organism in Eukaryota, Metazoa, Mollusca, Bivalvia, Pectinida, Pectinidae. Gene Ontology annotation, molecular function: nucleic acid binding. The transcript is spliced from 4 exons. The coding region runs from base 47 to 781 and encodes 244 amino acids. The record is from RefSeq and is a predicted model, not a curated record.